Closterium sp. NIES-67 is the source of this 3830-nucleotide messenger RNA. Lineage: Eukaryota; Viridiplantae; Streptophyta; Zygnematophyceae; Desmidiales; Closteriaceae. The record is from the annotation of a GenBank genome assembly.
GGAUGUUUGAAUUCUUGAUGUGAUGUGAGCCAGGCUGUUGGGGUCCCUAGAGACUGUCAGGUGCCUUGGGUCAUCGCCUCACGUGCUCAUCGCAUCUAUGGCGUGUUUCUAGGAACUUCCUGACCGCGUGAGUGAUCUUUGAAGGCCUUGCUGGCAGCGCGUGAAGUGUGCGGUUCGCCAUGCGCUACGACGAAGCAGGAGCCUUGAGAGAGUUCGACAUCAUGACAAUCCCGUGAGUCUCUUUGCUUGGCCUGACACGUACCAGGCAUCCAGUAAUGUAGAUUCGGAGAGACGACCAUCCACGCCCGUCUUUUUCUUUCGGAAUUAGUUUGAGCUUAGAAGUCAGGUUAACUCCCCUCCGUCAGAAGCGUAACUCAAGUAACAGCUCAGCAGCACCUACCAGUGUAGGAACUGUCAGUGUAGCACCUCUCGGUAUAGCACCUCUCGCCAUAGCACCUCUCAGCAUAGCACCCAGUACCGCGUACCAUCAGAACAGCAGGCAGCCAUGGACGAGCCGAGCCCUAGCCGAGUGAAGCAGCUCGCGUCUCGGUUCGAGCCGCAGGUGUCCAAGGUGCAGCGCAUCGCGUCCAUGUUCGAAUGCGAGCCGCCUUCGCCGUCCACGGCAGUCUCCCUGUCGCGCCGCGUGGGCGGCAACAGCACCGCCAAGAUUCAGUUCAAGCGAGUCCCGUCGGACCGUUCCCUUCCAGCCGACAAUCCCCAGCAGCCCGUCAGACGACCGCAAAUACCCUCCCCGAGACCAGCGGAGGCUCCUGCCUUGCGAAGCGAUCCUAGCAGGGACUUGGUCCCCGCUCCUGAUGGCGAGGAACCCGCCGGAAAGGACGUGGGGGGAGGCGGGGGGGAGGAGUGGACUGAGGAGGGCCUGGAGGGGAUGAGCGUGGAGGAGAUGGAGGCGCUGUGGGAGAUCAUGGCGCUGGAGGAGUCGGACGCCCGCGCCCAGCGCAUGGAGGCGCUGGGCUACGAGGCGGCGGUGGGGGAGGGGCGCGAGGAGUACCGCAAGGACGGCGGGGGCGGCGAGGGCGGAUGGUGGCAGGUGGGGUACAGCGACGGGCGCGCGGAUGGAGGGUGGAGCGGAGGGAGGGAUGUGGAAGGCGCGGGGACAGGAGGCGGGGAAACGGUUGAGGUGGUAGAUGGGGCUGACGAAAAGGGCGACAACAGAGACGAGGGCUCGGUAACUUCCGUGAUUCGGUCCAUCGAGGGGCUACCCAAGCAGAGCAAGCAGCAGCAACUCCAACCGACCUCCCCCGAGAAAGCGUCAGGCAAGUCGCGCAAGUCGUCAGGCGGAAAGAAGAGCCGGGAGAAGCGCAGAGGCGAUAGUGUGGCGUCAGAAACCGUCGCAGGCACGAUCGAACGGUUCAACGGCGGCGGGAAGGACCCUGGGCGACUCUCAGCGUCUCGAAUGACCUCGUCCACGUCAGCACCGUCGCUGGCCGUCGCUGCUGCUAACGCCUCUGGCGCGAGUGCGGGGAAUCGCAGCCAUGGCAUCACACGAGGCAGCACUGCUUCGCCUCUGGAAGGCAGGGAUUCGAGAAUGGCGAGUGGUGGGGCACGGAGGGGGUCUGAGGGACUGAGCGGGGAGUUUUCCCUUGAGCUCUCUUCCAGCCCGUCCGUCUCUGUUGUCGAUGCUGAGCUGUUACGGAAGAAGUCUGAGGUGGCGCGGUAUGAAACUGAGCUGGCACGGCGCCGUGCUGAGCUGAACCGACUGAGAGUUGACCUGGCAAGCGUGAGCGUGGAAAAGGUGCAAGCAGAGAUCGCACUGACCCGGCUGAAGCAGGAGAUAGAGGACUGGUCGUAUACCCCCCAGGAUGGUACAGGGGAGGGAGGAAGAGUAGAGGACGAGGCAGGGGAAGUGGUCGAAAGCGGUGGGUCAGAUGUGAAGAAGGAUGGGGAUGGAGGGACCAGCGAGGAAUCUUCCUCUCCCAGCCGGCUGAAGGCACAACUGGGGAAGGCAAGGCUUGAGAAUGAGCGGCUGAAGCGGCGGGAGAAGAGCCUCACUGCUGACGUGGAAUACAUAGAAACCAUGCUGGCGCAGGAGAAGGGUGAGUCAGCAGCGUUGCGGCGUGAGCUGGCAGAGGUCAAGCAGCAGAGAAAAGAUCUGGACCGGGAACUCUCAGCUGCCCGAACAGAACUAUCCUCCCUCAGGCGGUCAGCUGCAGUAGCCGAAAGACGGGCAGCAGCAGAAGAAGCAGACGCGGCGCUGCUGCGGCAGCAGCUGCAGAAGGCGCAGGCUGCAGAGAUGGGGCUGUUGGAGCAGCUGCAGCUGGCGACGAAGGAGGCCAUGGGGCUGCGGAAGACGCUGGUGUGGAGCAAGGAGACGCGGGAGGACGCGGAGGAGUGGGAGCGCGAGAUGCAGGGCAGCUUGGCGGAGCAGGUGCAGCGCAACGGCGAGCUGGAGGUGCGGGGCGGCGAGAUGAUGACGCGGCUGCUGGCGCUGGAGAAGGAGCUCGGGGAGGAGCAGCAGCGCCGCAGCGCUGCUGAGUUCCAGGCACGCGAUGCAGUGGCAGCGAGGGAGUUGUUGGAAGAGGAGGUGGUGGUGCUGCGGCUCACCAACGAGGAGAUGAGAGACGCCUGGAUGCAAGGGGAGGGCACACUGAAGAGCAAAGGGGAGGGCAGGGGGGAGGGUGGGGACGGGAGGAGGGGAAGUAACAAAGCAGAGGAUGAGGUGGCAGGCAAUGGGAGUGCGAAGGUGGUGUCGUGUGACGGGCUUAAGCUGGAGGUGCCUGAUCGAGUGUGGGACAUUCUGGACCAGGUGGAGGAGACUAAGGCGAGGGGCAUGGCGGAGCGGGACGAGCUGACUCGCCUGCACUGGCUGACUGCCUGUGUGCGCGGCGAGCUGCACAAGGCCAGAUUCGCUGCCAUUCGCGCUGCUGGAAACACCACCAACACCCACACCAACACCAACAGCACCACCAACCCCACCUCUGCCACCUCCUCGCCUGCUCCACCUCUUGUCCCUGCUGCGGGUACAGCCAAACCACCGGGCAAGGCUGUUUCAAAGAAGCUCUCCCUUGUGCUGGACUUGGAUCAGCAUGCUGCUGCGACUGCUGCAGCAGCAGCACCGCCAGACCCUGCAGCAGACAGUGCUGCCUCAGCUGCCUCUGCCAUGAGUGCGUCCACCACCACUGCCAGCACCCCUCGCACACCCCCUCACUCCACCACCAGCAGCAGCGCCUCUGCUGCUGCUUCAGCCGGCAGCAAGUUUGUGCGCUGGUUCUCCCACCGCUCCGACCGACCAGCUCACAGCAGCGCCUCCACUGCUGCUGCUGCUUCUGCCACCCUGGCAGGCGAAACUAAAGUUUCUGGAGCAGCAGGAGCAUCAGGGGCAGCAGAGGGCGGCGCCUCUCCCCAAGCAUCUGUGCCGGGGCCUAGAGUGGCCACUGACGAGUCGGUGCCUUGCUCCGCAACGCCAUCCCCUGCACCUGCCCAAUCUGCUCCUUCCACACCUGCCCCUGCUGUGGCUGCUGCUGCCACUGCCACCCCACCAUCUGGCAGGAAGCAGCACUUGCUCUCCUUCAAGCGAAUGACCUCCCACAAGUGAGGCACCUUACGGUGUGCUUUGUGGUUACCUCACUGUUACGUCAUCGUUACGGCACACGCAUCUUUGUUGUAGUUACUGCAUGAUCAGCUAGGUAGUCGUGUCUUUGGUGUGCAACUUGCUUAUGCCUUCCUUUUAGAGCAGGCAAUUAGUUUUGCCUUCUUGCUAGAUGGCGAAGGUCGCAAGAAAAAGGGCCCCUUUUGCGAGACUAGGAGUCCCCAGAAGUGUGUGCUAAGUUUGUAGUGUUACUUGCCUUUGCAAGGUGUCAUGGAUAGCU